AUGAAGGGCUUUCGAAGUCAGUGCGGUCACGGACACUCACUAGAGCGCGCCCUGGUCAUCGCAGGAUGCGCUGUCACAAGCAGCGGAUCACAGUUCCCUCUGCCUGAAGGCGAAGCCGCUUUGGAGGGCAUACCUUCUGAUCCCUUGGAGGUGGGGCAAAAGGUAGCCAUCUCCACGGCCCAGAAAAUUGCGCUCGCCGCUGGCGCCGCUGCCGGCGACGAGACCCCGGCCGUCCCCCCUCCGGCGAUAGUGGUUCGUAUGCCCAAUACCCUCCAGAUGCCCGGGGCACAGCCUCAGGGCAUUCAGGCUCAAGGAAGUCCGGCCCAAGGAAUUCAAAAUCACGGAGGUGUCCAUACUCACGGACGGGUCCAUAAUCACGAAACAAUGCAUACCCUCGGAGGUAUCCAGACUCACGGAGGAGGCCAUACUUGCGGAGGCCAGGCUCAGAGGUUCACGCCGAUGCCGUCUGGCACGUGUAUGGUGGCCCAGCGUGGAGCGACGGUGCAGCCUAGCGCGAAAGUCCAGCCUGGAGCGAUAGUCCAGCCUGGCGGGAAAUGGUUCCCUUACUUUGGCGUCCAAGACACGAAGGCGGUAGGUGGGAAGGCGGUGGUCGUUCAAGAACGUCCUCGGCAGCGGGGUGCUGCUGGUAGCGUGCUUUCGCUUCGUGAGGUUCUGGCCUGCGCCACUCGAGCGACCAUUACCGAUUUGGUGAAGAGCCGGCAGCUUACUGUAAAUCUCGUCGACCGCUAUCUUAAGCGGGUUCCUCGAUGGACAAAGAGGCUACUGGUAGUUAGAAAGCGUGUUUUGAGAGAGCUCGAAGCACUCGCUCAAAAGCCAACAACGCACCAAACCCCGGGACAGUCGUCUGGACGGGCCUGGCCUGUCGGCGGAUUUGGUGGAUUUGGCCAACGUAGCAUUUUUGGUGGUACUGGAAGCGGCUUUGGCGGAGGCAGUUUCUUCGGUGGAGGGGGCUACGGUGGAGGCGCACCGAGCGCAAUGCUCACUGUGGGCGAGGACCCAGAACUCCAGGCCGAUAAAUCGGUCAGUGAGCCGGCGAGCGCAGGACUGCAAAACGUGGAAGACAAAGCCCCCGAAGGUAUCAAAAAGUCACCCAGUGGACGGUUCCUCGAACAGAAGUCGGACCCUGCGGGGGCUGAUCUUGACCUUGAGGAGAAGCGUCUUGACCUUGAGGAGAAGCGUCUUGACCUUGAGGAGAAGCAUCUUGACCUUGAGGAGAAGCAUCCCGACCCUGAGGAGAAGCAUCUUGACCCUGAGGAGAAGCAUCUUGACCCAAAGGAGACGAAUACGGAGGGGCCGGGUGCCCAGGCCGGUCCGACCGAACUUUCCAGUUAUGAGGAAGCACUUUCGGCAUGUCCUCUGGCCCCUAAAGAGCUGGAGGAUCUUCGUAAGUGUGCGGCUCAUACACUGGUGGUUACUGAGCGGCUGCUGGAAGAAGCGGGACUUAAGCCGGUGGAGAUGCCCAGUCCAGCUGAGCUAGAAAGCAUGAUGACCACCGUGUUGAAGCUGGCUUGUCCUGACUUAUUGGACAAUUACGGGGACGUGGAUAUCUGGGGUGCCAUGAUUCCCGCAAUAGUAACUGCGUGGCGGGAGACCUUGGUUGAAUCCGCGGAUGUCGAAGCGAGGAUGAAAAUAUUUGAUGAUAAGUGGAGCUCGUUCACUUUCGAGUUUCAGGACGGCAGCCCUGCCUUUUCGCGCAUCCGACACAGGUCGAAGAUUGUCCCUUCGGUUGCAAUAAAACAAAAGGAAGAGUCUGCUGACAUGGCCAGCGGUAAAGAGGAGAAGGCCCCAUUCGUACUUUCGACUUACGAGCAAGAACUCGGAGGAUGCCGCAUAACCCCACAGGAUCCUCAGCAACUUCGCGACUUCGCAAACAGAGUGGUGGACGUCACUUACGGACUUCUGAAAGACGUGCUUGUGGAAGACGGCGGAGUGGAGAUGCCCAGUCGAGGUGAGGUAGAAAUCAUGAUGACCACGAUACUGAAGCAGGCCGGCGACAAUUUCAAAAACAACUUUGGCCGUGACGAAAUCGUGAAGGACAUGGUUUCGGUAAUGGCAAGCGUCUGGCUGGAGAUCUCCGAGGAGUUGGCGUCUCAACCGAUGGAUGCAGCGGACCUGAAAGAGCGGAAGAUGGAAAUGUUUGGUCAGAAGUGGAUGUUGGUUGCUUUUCAGCCGACGAUGGAUGGGCCACAGUUUGUGCAAGUCGUACCCACUUCGGGAGCGGCGCCGAUGACCCACGGGGAGACUACCACUCCUGUUGUGGUUGUCAAUGAGAUGAGUAACGAGGUGGACGACACGAGUGGGGAAACACCUAAGGUCUUUGCCAUGACGAGUAGUAAAGUAGCGGACGAGGAGGUGGAUGGGAACAUUGAUGGUAAGAAGACAAAUGAUCCCGCCGUCGAGAACAACUGGGAAGAGCAGUAUGAGAGUUUCUUGAAAUCCACGGAUCCGACGGCGGAAACCUUCGGUCAACCCUUGGCGGAUGGCUGGCGGCGGCACAGUGAAGCGGUUGGUGACGAGUAUCGUGUGGUGGACCGGAUUUGUUUGCGAGACUUGAUUGCGCAGAUGAAGGUGAGCAGAACAAUGGGCCUGGCGGAGGAGCCCGCUCACCAGGCGCCGGAGGAGGCCGCGAAGGAGCAGGCCACCAGAUGGUGGCCGGCCGGUGACCUGGACCGGUUGGUGGUCCUUUUAGAAGCGAUGGUGCCGGCUGGUGAGGAAGUGAUAGUCCGUCGGGAAUUCGUGUGCGGUACGAGUUCGUUGGAAUACGUGGUGGAUGCUGAACCCAGUUGGCUUGAACCGGUGGUCUUGGACUCAUCGCAGUUCCACCACGUGGAGGCGGCGGCGCGUCUGGCGGAGUUACCCUCAGAGGAGUUGUUUGGAUGCAUAACGAACAUUGUGUGCUGGCACCUGGAACAGUCAUUGGUAUGGAAGACGGCGGUAGAGCAGGGGCGGAUUCUGGCUAGCGAAGUUAGCAUUUGGAGAGAUCUGUACAUGUCAUUCUGGGACGACGAUCGUGAAGGCAGCGAACUGCCUUUGACGGCUGCCCAAAAAUUCACCGUGCUCGAACAGUGUGUGCGAAGCGUUACCGGCGUCAAAACAGGCAUGGUCUCACUGCAGGCCGUCGAACCUAACGGCCAACAAUUGUACAGCACCAAACUCCGACUUGGAAGAGGCCUUUGGUCCGACGUGGCCAAGACGUACGUCAACAAGAUACGGCGCGAACAGCCCCCACGCGGCACCCAGGAGCUCCCCUACGACCUCAACGAAAUCUUCGACGCCUGCUUCCAAAAAUGGAAAGCCGACGCCCGUAUCUCCUUAUCCCCUUUCAAACGCUGUGCAGACAUGUACGGCAGCAAGUUCAGCUCUAUAUGCUAG
This is a messenger RNA of Gregarina niphandrodes, 3393 nucleotides long. RefSeq lists its product as hypothetical. The coding region runs from base 1 to 3393 and encodes 1130 amino acids. NCBI's taxonomy places the organism in Eukaryota, Apicomplexa, Conoidasida, Eugregarinorida, Gregarinidae. The record is from RefSeq and is a predicted model, not a curated record. The transcript has a single exon.